GCUCAAUAUUUUCUCCAGGUUCGCUGUUAUUAAGUAAUCCUGUACUAGACCCUAUCGAUUCUUGUACUGGUUUGGGUAGUCAUUUCAGUCACAACUGUCUGACUCCCAACUACGAAUUGCUUUUUACUAGACAGAUAUCGACUAUCCAUCGAUUAUCUAACUCCCAACUACGAGUACUAUCUAAGGAAGAAAAAUACAAGUACAACAAGCAACAUGUUAGCGGCAUUCUCAGCUGACGCAUCGCACCAGGAGGUGGCCAGAAUUAUCUCCGAGAUCGAACAGAUCUUCUUCGCUUCUCAAGCAGAACAAUUGCCAGUCGAGAGCAUUGAGUUUUACCUACUCAACGACCUGGGUUAUGGUGACGUCGAGGAGUUCAGAGAUGCUUUAGGAUGCUCGUUUGUGGACUUCUUGAGGAAGCUGCCACACGUCAGAGUUUGGUACUAUUUUUACAUCACGUCGAGGACCAUUAUGUUUCAUUUCUUUUGAGGAAUCGCAAGCACGCGCGAUAGGAUAGAUGGCCAUGAAAAUGAAAUGGAGCUGAUGUUGUUAUGCUAUGCUAGAUUGCUUUUGCUGCGUACAUCUACAUUGUCGUGGUUCAUGUUUUGGUGUGCUCAAUCGAACGAUGAGUGGUCGCCAACAAAUAGUCUCCUCUGAAUUUCUCCCAGCAUUGGCAUUUUAUCUCGUCCUCAUGUCAUCUUAUUCACACUCACAGGGAAAAGCCAGCCCCCGAAGGAGAAACAGCGACAUCCGAAGACCAAGCAGCGGAGAAGAAGUAUCUUUUUUCCGUUUCUCCUCCAGAGUCCCGAUCAGCCCAGACCUUCAAAAUCAAAGUGGAAACCUCUGAGGAUCUCUUUAGAACGCUGCUUUUAUCCCCCUUUCCCGCCAAAUGGGGAAUCCCAGAGCUCGAAUUCGAGUCUCAGGGCAGCGAAAAAGUAGUUGUCGACAGCUUGUACAACCAUUUGGCGCGUGCAGUUACAAACCUCGAACAACAUGCAGCCAUGAGUAAGAAUGCGGGACAAGACACUACGGCCCUCGUUGCGGCAGUAGCGGAGUUGAAAGGCGCGUUAGAUGUGGAUACGGCGUUUACGUUUGAGAUCAUAGAUCCAGAUGGUCAAUGCGAAAUCUCGCCUUUGGAUGAAGGAGUGGAGAGGAAAGAGUUGUCGGAAGAGGAAAAGUUGGCAGCUUUGUCGUCUUAAAAAAUGUGUGACGUGGACUGCAUUUCCUGGAAUUCCUUUAGCAUUUUCCAGCGCAGCGAAAUAACCAUCUCUGUGUGCUAUUUUUUACAUCUAACGACCUCAUCAAUCCCUAACGCGCAUCAUCGUUGCAAAAAUGCAUGAUUAUCGGAAAAAGCGGGCAUUUACAUUUUUCGC
Amoebophrya sp. A25 is the source of this 1370-nucleotide messenger RNA. The record is from the annotation of a GenBank genome assembly. NCBI's taxonomy places the organism in Eukaryota, Dinophyceae, Syndiniales, Amoebophryaceae.